Messenger RNA from Branchiostoma belcheri (Belcher's lancelet), 2385 nucleotides. RefSeq names its product YTH domain-containing protein 1-like. The record is from RefSeq and is a predicted model, not a curated record. Gene Ontology annotation, molecular function: N6-methyladenosine-containing RNA reader activity; mRNA binding. Bases 222 to 1733 code for a protein of 503 amino acids. Lineage: Eukaryota; Metazoa; Chordata; Leptocardii; Amphioxiformes; Branchiostomatidae. Gene Ontology annotation, biological process: regulation of alternative mRNA splicing, via spliceosome; mRNA splicing, via spliceosome. Gene Ontology annotation, cellular component: nucleoplasm. The transcript has 17 exons.
UUCCUUUGGAAUUGAUUUUUGCAUUCUACGGAAAAUAUCUUUAUACAGGUGAUACAAUAGAGGACAAGGAAGACAAUACACUAGAACUGACAGAUGAGGGAAACACUGAUAUAGAGCAGAAAAAGACUCCUAAGAAACAUGGUGAGAGCAGGAAGACAGCAGAGCAUGGCAAAAGUGCAGCUUCAAAGGAGGAGAAAGAACAGAUCCUUGAACUGUUAUCCAUGUCAAAGAGUGAGGCAUAUAAUCGUGAAGAUGCCCCCCUUGGUCUGGAGAAUCUGGAGGAAGAGGAAGAAGAGGAGGCUAUGGAGGUGACUGAGGACCUGGGCGGUGUGGUGGAACCCCCUGCCCCUGACACGGAGCCUGUCUCCAGUCAGGAGAUGGAGUUUGACACCCGUAGCGAGGCCAGCACGUCAUCCUCACAUUCCCACAGCUUCAGCAGUCCCAGCCACAGUCUGAGCCGCAGUCCCAGUCCCAGUGGGAUGGACUCACGCUCCCCCAGCAGGAGUCUCAGCCCCACUGGCUCAGACCUGGGGGGAGAAGGGACAGAAAGUAAGAAAACUUCACAUGAUGAUCGAAGGAAGAGGAAGAGGAAAAUCUCCCCAAUUGUUUUUGACAGAGGAAACACUUCUGACUCGGAAAAUGAAGCAGCAUCAAGAUCAAAAAGAACAAGGGUCCCUUCAUCAAGUGUGAAAGCAGUGAAGAAAGAUCAGUCCUCCAAACUUCGGUACUUGUUCCGCGAUGCCAGGUUCUUCCUAGUAAAGAGUAACAACCAUGAGAACGUGGCACUGGCAAAAGCAAAGGGUGUGUGGUCUACUCCUCCCAACAAUGAAAUGAGGCUCAACCAGGCUUUCAAGGAAUCCCGCAACAUCAUUCUGGUGUUUUCUGUGAAGGAGAGUGGCAAAUUCCAAGGUUUUGCUCGUAUGUCGAGUGAGUCGCGUCGGGAUGUGAAGCCUAUCCAGUGGGUUCUGCCUCCAGGCCUGAGUGCCAAGGCUUUGGGAGGAGUCAUCAAACUAGACUGGAUCAACAGGCAUGAACUGCCCUUUACCAAGACCACACAUCUGUUCAACGCAUGGAAUGAGAACAAGCCCAUCAAGAUAGGCAGAGAUGGCCAGGAGUUGGAGCCCAACUGUGCCGCCGCCCUGUGCCAGAUGUUCCCGCCUGACGAACACGUGGACUUGUCGGCGAUUUGCCGCCGCAGCAGAAGACAGUACUACGGGGAAAAGAAACGACACGACGUGCCACGUAGCGAAGAACGCGUACGGCGAUCCGACGGUGCUUCCUCGAGAAGAUGGAGAUACAUGGAGUAUGAAGAAGCAAGAAGAAAGCGCUUUCGCCGAGAAUAUUAUGGCCCAGGGUACAAGGAUCAUCGUGGUAGACCAGAGGACAGGCCUCGGUUUCACGGUAUGCGGCGAGAGGCCAUGAUUAAUGGGUCCUAUCCAGACUACAUGCAUGAGAUGUAUCCACCUACCAGACCACCACCUAUGGCAAUGCCACCCUACCCUGGACCUCCACCACAUCAGCACCCAAUAGAUCCGUCAUUUGGAGGCUAUCCACACGCUACCCUACAUCAUGACAGACGUGUUCAGGACUAUGCAGGGCCACACAGAGAAGACAGAGGCUACAAAGAGAAGAGAAUGUACGACUCCCACUCCCACGCAGUGGCCUGCGAUGAGUUCCUCCGUCGGACGUCCCGCAGUAGCCGCAGUCGCAGCCAGCGGUUCAGCAGAAGAUAAAGUCAACUGCAGAACACGACGCAGAGUAGGCUGCAUAAGGAAGAUUGUACAUUAUUAACUCGUUUAUAAAGAUACAUGUAUGUUUUACCAGUCAGUAGGUCAUGUAGGAAACAAUGUAAAGAUAAGGCUUCAGUAGAAGUGUUCUACAGGAAGAAAUAUAGGCUUUUAUUAAUUGUAGUCCGAUCGGUAACAUUACUAUUAGACAUUCACAGCCUUAUAUCUGAGGAGGAAAAUAUGUAGGAACCAAAAUUAUCUUACUAAAGAUCAGUUGUAAUUGUUCAGGCAAUGAUAGCAAAGAAUGUAGCAAAAUUUUUUGUCUUGUUUUGCUAUGGCUUGGAAUGAUUCAUCGAUAUUGUUAAUGAGAAUGUGUUCCAAGUACACUGUCACCACAAAAGCUUCAGAUGCUGUCAAAGAUGAAGAAGAAUUAAUUAAGAAGUAAACAUAGUCUAUUGAAAUAUCAAUAUGCCAUCAGUGAGGGCUGCCAUCUACAUUUAGAAGAAAUCAUGGAUGGGAAAGAAAAGAAAGAAAAAAACAUGAUUUAGCAAAAGUUGUAGUGCCCGUAGGUCACUUCAAAUUGAUCUUUCUUUUUGCUUCCUGAAUGUGAAUAUUACAUGUAUAUGUACACGCAGCUUGUGACAUUUUACCAUACCUU